Macrosteles quadrilineatus (aster leafhopper) is the source of this 1880-nucleotide messenger RNA. RefSeq names its product protein cortex-like. The transcript is spliced from 9 exons. Lineage: Eukaryota; Metazoa; Arthropoda; Insecta; Hemiptera; Cicadellidae. The record is from RefSeq and is a predicted model, not a curated record. Gene Ontology annotation, molecular function: protein binding; anaphase-promoting complex binding; ubiquitin ligase activator activity. Gene Ontology annotation, biological process: anaphase-promoting complex-dependent catabolic process; positive regulation of ubiquitin protein ligase activity; positive regulation of anaphase-promoting complex-dependent catabolic process. The coding region runs from base 102 to 1400 and encodes 432 amino acids. Gene Ontology annotation, cellular component: anaphase-promoting complex.
CUUUAAAUCCAUCUAGUUAGUUAUCUUUCCUGAUAUAUUUUAAUUUGUUCUUUGAUGUUAUAGGUUAGUGAGUAACAGGGGUUUGUUUUUAUAUUGUUCUAAUGUCUCCUAUUGAAUUUUCUCAAGGUCUUCAGCAUGAAGUUAAAGUCUGGGAUCGGUUCAUACGAAAUCGUGAGACAGUUCAACACCGAUUCAUAGAUUCCCCAAAAAGUGACGAGAAAGUUUGUGAUGAUGCCAUAAUACACCAGGAACCUUACUGGAAGUCUAAGGAGCUCUACAAGCAGCUGCUGGCGUCCUCGCUCUCCCUCCACUGUCGACCCGACAGCUGGUCCGCACAAUGGCCAGUCAAGUCUCGUUGUAAGCCUCACCUCCUUUCCCCAAACAUUGUCUUGGACUUGCCCAAUAUGCGUCAAAAUGUCUAUGGGUGCAACAUAGUGGACUGGAGUGUGACUGGGUAUCUGACAGUGUCGUUUCCAAGAAGUGUGUACCUUUGGCAGGCUUCAAACAACCAGACACUCAAGAUAGACUACAAGGAUACCUGCUGUGUUAAAUGGAAUGUGGACGGAACUGGACUGUUUAUGGCGUCUAGAUGUGGCGCUUUCAAGUAUUCAGAUAUGAACAUUAAUGAGGAAUUAACUACAAAAAGAUCCGCACCCUGUCAUCUCAGCUGUUUCAUAUCUUGCUGUGCCUUCCAUCCUAGAAGUCCCAUCAUGUACAUGGGCUGUUGCUUGGGUUCAGUGACUGCCCACUAUGUCAACAAAGGUCUUCACAUGUUUCUCCAGAUUGUGGCAAUGCAUAAAGAGGAAUCCAUUGUUAGUCUCGGGGCCUCCCCCGAUGGAACAUACUUAGCUGUUACCCACAUGUCAAACGAGAUAGCCAUAUAUGAGACUACAAAGUAUAAUUGUCUGUUCAACAUUGUUAUGAUGGGUCCUUCUAGGGGUGUUGCUUGGCAUCCGUGGAAGAAACACUUGCUAGUUGUUGCUGAUUGUCUCGGUUAUAUGGCUUUGUACAAUGUCUUGGAUCCUCUCAAUCCCCUGGCUACUUACGAAUCUGCAUACGACUGCUCCAUUCUUAACAUCACCUUCAACCCUAUAUCCGCAGAACUUGUGGUCAGUCAAAACGUCUACAAUGAUGGAACAGGUAGCCCUUAUUCCCAGCUCUCAGUUCUUGCUUCCUUCGACAGAGUUGUGGACAGAAUGGACGGCCAUGAAGGUCCAGUCCAAUUCCUCAACUGGAGUCCUGAUGGUACGCAACUUGCUACUUCAGGAAGUGACGAGACAGCUAGGAUCUGGGACUUUCUCCCUCAAAAUUUCAAACAAAGGACAAAGAAGUCCAGCAAAAUAAACUCAAUUUCUGCUUCUCUAGAAAUAGGAAAACGCAUGGGAUUGUCUAUUAGAUAAGCUACAAGUCUUUUGACUUUAAACUACAAUUUAACCUAAGCAAACACUCUAAGAGUUUUACAUCACAAUGGUAUGGUUGCAUAGUUACCUUCUAAGAAUUAUAUCCAUAAGUAUAGUAAGUAAUUUCUCAAACCCCUUAAAAUCUUUAAGGAUAUUUGAAUUUUUCAAUCAAUUAAAUGCAUUGUGUCAAAAGCUUUAAAAAAGGUUAUACUUAAAUAAAUUACUAAUUUCAAUUGGUCAAAAAUAUUCGGUACUUUCUGGUAGGCCUACUCAAGAAUCAAAUGGUCUAGUUAAUUGAAACUUAUUUCACAUGCAAAUAGCCAUAUCAUUCAUUAACUGAAAAAUAUAUUUUUUCUAGUCAGUGUUAAGAAUUUGGAUUUUAGUUUAAAGAUAUAUGUUUACUUUAGUAACUCUCUAUGUUUGUUGUUAUUUUUAAAAUAUUUUUUUAUUUCAAACAAAUUGCUUCAUGUCAUGAGCAUG